AUGAUCUCGCCAGUCUCUGCGCUGUGUGCUGCUGGCUUUGCCGCCGCGCUGUAUGCGCACCGCUUUUGGAUGCCGCCGUGCGUGCUCAAGGAGCCGGAGCGGUGCCGCGCCUUUGGUCGGCUGUCGUACUUCACCGUGCAGACCAACCUGAUCAACUUUGCGUACCACACACUACGCUGCCUCGCGCCGAAACACCCGCUCGUCGGCCGGCUGCACCCGCUCGCCUUUGCCACGGCCAGCAUGCUGACAGUCUUAUACUACAGUCUCGACCACUGGAACGCGCAAAAGGCGGCGGGCGACCGGAAGUGGAUCGCCAAAGGCUACACCAGGCUCCCGCUCGGCAACCACGUCGAGCACGGCCACGCGCUGCCGCUCGCACUGCUCGACGCGCUCUGCCUGCCGCGCGCGGCCGCGUCCGCCAGCGACGUGCUCUGGAUCAACGGCGGGUACGGCGCGGCGUAUUUCGCGGUGAUGGUGCUGCUGGGCAAGCGGCUCAACGGGGAGUGGAUCUACCCCGUGCUCGACGACCUCGAGAAGGGGUUCGGGCCGGCAGGCCCUUACCUGCUCGCCGCUGCAAUCAUCGCGAUUUCCCUCCUGCUCGGCCUCGCGGACCGCUCCCUGGCCGCGGGCGCGGCGUGA
Messenger RNA from Emiliania huxleyi CCMP1516, 639 nucleotides. RefSeq lists its product as hypothetical. Bases 1 to 639 code for a protein of 212 amino acids. The transcript has a single exon. Gene Ontology annotation, cellular component: membrane. The record is from RefSeq and is a predicted model, not a curated record. NCBI's taxonomy places the organism in Eukaryota, Haptophyta, Isochrysidales, Noelaerhabdaceae.